Moneuplotes crassus is the source of this 8421-nucleotide messenger RNA. The record is from the annotation of a GenBank genome assembly. NCBI's taxonomy places the organism in Eukaryota, Ciliophora, Spirotrichea, Euplotida, Euplotidae.
UCUGAGUGGAUAAUUGGCUAGUUUAGAAAUAGAUAAAAUUAUCCAAUUAUUAAUAAAUCUAAGAUCUUUAGCAAAGAUGGAACCUAGAUCUAAGGCAGGGAAACUUGCACUAAUAGAGCAGCAAGAGAAGUAAGAACGAGUGCACAAGUGUUAUAGGGAAGAAGAACAUAGCAAGAUUUAUCGUGAACAACAAAACAGAAUGGGCCUCAUGCUUAACAAGUUGAAGGGACACCAGAAAGCUUUUGACAUGAAGCUCAAGGGGUUCGAAACUAGUCUUGACAAAAGCUUCAAAGUGAUCUCUAAAGAUAAAGAUAGCAGUGAACCAGAAGGACAUAAAUACAAUGUCUUUCAAAUCUUUGAGGAAUGGAAUAAAAUCCACUUCAAAUAUGAGGAGUAUUGGAAAUUUGCUGGGGUUACAAGGCAGGGUGAUCUCAACCCAAAGAUUCUUCAGAAAAUGUAAUGUUUUAUGUAUGAUCUCUCUUAGCCUAAAAGAUUCAGAGGAAAUUAGACAAAUUCCCAAAGAGGAAAGAGAGGACACUAUUUUAGAAGCUGCCAUGAUUGAAUUUUAUUUUGAAACAAGUUUUAUGGCGAUCUCUACAAACCCUGGAAUGUUAGGAUUCACCGUAAGAGCCUGUAUUUGAAGUUUAGCUAAUGUAUUCAAGAAAAUCUCAGACAGGGCUCUAGAUUUCCCAAAGAUGUUCCAAGAAAAAUUAAUCUUCUUUGUGGUCAACCAUAUGCUUUGGGGAGAUUUCUCAAUGAAGAUGGAAUUUUAUGAGCAUUUUGGAUACACAACAUUCUUUGUUCCAAUGGACUCAAAACAUUAUUUAUUUGCUAGCAUAAACCUUGAGAGGAUCCCAGAAAUAGACAGUAAAGGAGAGGAAGUAAUAGGGCAUCGAUUCCAACAAAGUAUUAAAAUUUUAAACGUGUUUCCUUCUUACAGAGUCCAUUUGAUAAAAGAUGGUCCAAAGGAGAGAGCCAAAUCAGAUUAUCUGAUCAAGAACUAUCCUGACAAAUCCGAUAUUUUUGAUGGUGAACUAUCUCGUAAGAUAUUCAAAAUAUCUUCAUACUCUAUUGUAUCAAGAGCUUACAGAGUGCACUUUGGGACUUAUGGGGCCAAUAAUUUAGAGGAUGAAAAAUCAAACGAAGGAUGACCUACCACUAUAUAUUUGCCUUUGACCCUCAAGUUCAAUAACAAAUUAGUAUCUUCAGCUUACUCUCAGUUUAAAUUUGACGGGGAACAAUGGAUCCUCAAAAAUGAAGGAGAUCUGUACACUGCUGGGGUCAGAAUGGAUGAAGAAGCCCAAAAGUCUAUUUCAGAUGGGGCUAACAAAAACAUGAUCAUCAAAUUUUUUGAGAAUAUGGAAAAAUAUGGGCUUAAGUUCUCGAACAGUCAGAAGAAGAUGCUGGUUUCCUCAAAGAAUACCCUCGUAAUUGGAAGGUCAGGUACAGGCAAGACUACUGUAUCUGCAUUCAAAAUGGUGGCUAUUGACUUGAUCUUCAAAGCAUACUCAAAGUCGAAGCUCACUGGAAUUUCCAAGCCAAAACUUGAGUCUAAAGACUUUGAUAUCUACAAAACCUGUGGAAUUGUAUUCUGCACAGCCUCUCCUGUCCUAACAGUAGAGGUGAGAAGGUUCUAUCAUGAAUUGAACAGCAAAAUUAAAGAAUUUAUUUUGAAAAGAGAGCAGAAAAGAGCUUCCAAGAAAGAAGACACUAAGCAAGAAUCAUCUGACGAAGAAGCUGAAGCUGAAAUUAUCCCUACCGAAGAAGAGAAAGAUGCUGAGAUCAUACAAGAAAGUAUUAAGAUUGCAUUGGAAAGUACAAAGCAAGAUCUUGAAGAUGAGCUUGAAGAGGAAGAUAUACAAAAGAAUAUUCCUUCCUCUAUUUAUGGGCUCAAAGCUGAACAUUUCCCAUGAUUUUUGACAGUCAAAAAGUUGAUUUAUAUGCUUGAUUCAUCUCUAAGUUGUCCUUUCUUCUCUAGAGGUACUGAUGGAAGCAUCUAUGGAAUGGAAUCUAGCACAGAAUGGCAUAAUGAGAAUAAGCAAGGAACUUUCAUGAUCAACCAAUACCACAAAAAUACUUAUGAUUUUACUAGGAAGAUCAAAAAGCUAGGCAAAAAGGUGCUUGAAACAGAGGAAAUGGAUGACGAAGAAAAGGCUUCAAAGCUCAAGAAACAGAAAGCUGAUGGAGACCAAGAAGAAUUUGACGAAGAAGAAACUGAUUCAGAUGAUGAUCAGACAUAUGACAAUUCUACCGUGGAAGCUAACUUCAACUAUCUCAAUAAUUUCAAGCAAAACUUUACUGCAAGUGCCAAGAUUGAGAGUCAGACUUUUUCAACAGAGGUAGAUUUUGAGCUCUUUGAAGAUAAGUUCUGGCAAAAAUACAAAGGAAAAUUAAAAUUCUCUGCUAUGAAUAUCUGGACAGAAAUAUUCUCUGUCAUUAAGGGAGGUCUCCAGACUGACUGGGCAAAUUAUGUAAGAUAUGGGAGUACAUCAAUAAUAUCUCUCAAGAAUUACAUGAAAUUAGACUCAUCAAUUCCAUCUGCUUCAGUAAAUGAAAGAAAACUCAUCUACCGGCUCUUUAUAAACUACGAAUACUGGAAAACAAGAAUGAAUUACUACGACUUUAUGGAUGUAGUAAAGCAUGUCUAUCUCUACUUUCCUAUAUAUUGGAAGUCAAAAAUCGACUAUUUAAUCAUAGACGAAGUGCAGGAUCUCACUCCUUUGACAAUCCAACUUCUAACUACAAUUACCAGAAACAAUGUGUUCUUCUGUGGAGAUACAGCUCAGACUAUUGCCAAAGGAGUUGGCUUCAGGUUCUAUGAUAUGAAGAGUAUCUUUGACAACACCAAGAUUGAUAUCCCCAAUGUAAUUCAGCUGACAAGAAACUACAGAUCACAUGGCAAAAUCCUUGACUGUGCCAACACGAUAGUUGAUGUCAUUGAAUACUAUUUCCCUACUACCAUCGAUAAGCUACAAAGAGAGUCCAGUGAUAUUGAUGGGCCUAAGCCAAUACUUUUGGAAGGAUUCAAACAGGAAGACCUCAUGGCAAUGAUCAUUGGACAUUCUGAGACUAGAAAUCCAACAUUUGGGUGUAACCAAGUUGUAAUAGUAAGAAACCAAGAGGCUAAAGCAACUCUUCCCCUUUUCUUAAAGCAAGCUCUAUGUCUGACUGUUUAUGAAGCAAAAGGAUUGGAAUUUGACGAUGUUAUUUUGUACAAUUUCUUCUGUGAUUCUCAUGCUUCAGGGGAAUACAGAAUUCUUGAAGAGCUUGAAGUCCACACUGGAGAGAGAAAGAAACUACAAAUAGAAGAAGAACUAACUCUUAAUGAACUUGAUGUUGCCAAUUUUAAUAACCUGGCAAAGCAGAAGCGUAUAGCACUUGACGAUGAUGUUGAAACUGAGACUUAUACUUACUUCGAGACAGAGAUCCCUAAAUACCAAAUUGAUAGGAAGUUCAAAUUGCUCUGCAACGACCUCAAGCAUUUGUAUGUUUCCAUCACCAGGCCAAAGCAAAGGCUUUUGAUUUAUGAUGAAGACUGCAGUUCAAGAAAAUUCAUUAAGAACUACUGGGUAACCAGAGACGUAGUUGAAGUAGUCCAUAAAGGUGAAGAGAAGAACCAUGCAAUCCUCAAAGAUGGCUUUGAGACUAUGGAAAAUGAAGCAAGCUCACAAGAAGAAUGGAGAUAUAUGGGAUUCAGACUUUUCAGAAAGAAGUUCUAUCACUCAGCAAUUACUUGCUUUGAAAAAUCAGGUGAUGAAUCCUUUGUUCAUAGAUGCUACGCUUAUAUGUAUGCUGAUAACGCUACCUCUAUAAAUAACCAGGCUGAGGUUAAUCUUUACACUGCUAAGAACAAUAAGAAUUUAUCUAAAGCUGAAAGAAGUGCCAAAAGAACUGAAGCUAAGAAGCUCAAGGAAGAAGCAAAUUCUGAAUAUAUCAAGGCUGCAGAGAUGUUAGUAAAAAUAAAGUGAUACAAACAAGCUGCCCAAUGCUUCUACACUUCAAAGGAAUAUAAAAAGGCAUCUGAGUUAUUCCUUAAAGUGGACAUGAAAUCUCAAGCUGCUGAAUGUUUGAUGAUUCUCAAAGAUUUCAAGACUCCAGCUAAAAUAUUCGAAGAAUGUAACCUCAUCCUCAAGGCUCUUGAUUGCUACGAAUGUAUCAAUGAUUGGGAGGGACUACUUCUCUGACUUAAAAGGAACAAGAGCAAGUUCAAGGAAUCUGAAAGAGAUGCAUUGAUAAAUAAAUAUGUCCCAAUCGCAUUGAAUUCCAUCUUCAGAACAAUGUCUAGUGAAGAUCAAAUAGAUAAAAACAAAGGCAAAGAACUCCAAGAAAAAUAUAUCGGCAAAGUUGGAACCCCUAUACAGGAAGAAAGCGAUUAUGCCUCUGAAGAAGAGCAAAGUGAAGAAGAAGUCGAAGAACAGAAAGAAGACCCUCCCCAAGAAGAAACUAAGAGCGAAAUCAAAAAUGAGCCUCUCCAAGAAGAAGCUCCUGAAGAAGAGGUUAAGGUUGAAGAUGAUGAAGAGGAAGUGAUUGAUACUAUCACUAAAAAUAUGAUCGAUGAGUCCUCCUUCUCCGUGAUAUCAAAAGCUGAACUACAAGAUAACUUUGAACAUCUGUCAAACUUCGAUCCAGAGGAUGAGUUCCUUUCUAAUGAUAAAUCAUUCACCAUUGUUGGGUCAGUUGUCACUAAUGAUGAAGACACUCUUUCUGAAUAUAGCGAUUUUAGUAUCCUCACUAAUUCCAGAGUCAAUAGCUUCACAAAGGGAAAUAAAAUUGAGACUAACAGAGAUAUCUAUGUAGAGGAUAUUAUUAUGCAGAAAAUUAUUUACUAUGUCAGUCUCUUCAGUGACGAAGCUAAAGAAUAUAUGCUGAAACUGAGGUCAAACAGCCAGCUAUUCCAAAAUGAAUCAGAAGAUAUGAAACUAGACGAAUUUGAACUAGAGCUUGAUAAUAUUGAUACAGAGCUAGUCAAAAUCCUUCUCGAUGUACUUGAAAACUUUGAUAUGUUCAGACUCUGUAUGAUUGUCUGCAAUAGAUACCAUGUCACAGAACAUUUGACCAGAUAUCUCACCUCUGUUUGCUACAAAUAUUCAAACCUAAAACUGAUUGAUUAUAAAGGGAUAUUGAAUGUUAACAAUCCAGACUUCAGAAAGAGACAGCAGCAAGUAUCAAUUCUUGCAAAUGAAGCUUUCCACAAUAUGCUAUCCUUAGUUUCUCCUAACUUGAUUGAGCAAGUCAAGACGGAAGAUGUUCCUCAAGAGGUUGUCCAUGAAAAGCAAAGAUGCUGGAGAAUGCUCUUCUUCCUUGGAUUCUGGAAGAAACUUAUUUACAUCCUAGACUCGAUGGCUUCCUUACAGUUGUGUUAUUCAAUCAAGCAAUUCAGAGACUUCAAGAUUAUUUAUCUCCUCUACUAUAGAGAGCAACUAUCUGAUGAAGUUGUUAGAGAACUCAUAGAGGAUAAAACUGGCAAGUGGAUCGACCCAGAACUCGAAAAAGAAAGCCCACUUGGAGUCCUUUGUUAUAAAAUUAAGCUUGAAGAAAUCGUUGAAGAUUUACUCACCCCAGACGAGGAGGCUGAUUUUAGUCUUAACAUCAAACUUAAUUCAUGGAUGAGAUUGUUAGAAAAAGUUGAUCUCAUAAAUUUGAAUAAACUCGACAACCAAGAAGUGAUACUCUCUCUUUUAGAUGAAUUAUUAGCACUUGGGCACAACAAAUUAUUCAAAGUAACCUACUCCAGAGCUUCCUGAAGCAAAUUAGAGCUUUUUGACAUCUUUUUGUUCUACAGCAGAUUGCUGUUAGACAACGCAGUAAAUUAUAAAAUCAAAAAGGUAUUACAAAACUCAGAUGAUCAUGAUUUCUCAUAUGGAACCAGUUUUAAAAUAAUUUCAAACCUUCUCAUUGAUCUAAAUGUCGUCUGUUCUUUCUUAUCGAUUCCUUCUCUACAUUCGAAGACAUUCAGUGGGGAAGACCUACACUUAGCUCAACAGGCCCUUCUGCUAGGUGGAAAGGUGAGAAUCUCAGAAAAGUCAAGCUUGUUCUUAAACAUUCUUCCAUUCUGUCUCCUCCACAGGAGCUCAUUCUUUGCUAAGAAGCACUUGGAAGUGUACCUUUUCCAACUUGACAGUGACAGAUACAACAGAGAGAUCCUGUAUAGCUACGAGAAGGAAUCUAAAGUACAAAUUUCAAAUCAACUUCUCUCCCAAGCUGUGGCAUCUCAUGUAGCAAAUUAUGAUAAGUCCAAAGCUGGAGGAGACUAUGAUUAUAAAUCAUGCUCCAUUGCUGAUCUUGAGGCUGAAUACAUCAGGCUUCCAACCUCAGAAUGAGUAAACUGGGUUAAAAAGAUAGUAUCUUCAUUUGUCCAUUCAAUCACUUCUGCAAAAUACAACAGUAUUGCUGUUUCUUGGAUGAACCAUGAUUCUAUUCAUACACGUGCUAAUCUGAGCGAUGUCAUCUAUGAGAGAUAUUUACUCCUAAAGAAACUUGGAGCAGGAAUCAGUUUAACCUCUGAUCCAACUCAGAUGUUUUACCAUAAAGAUCUCACAGAUUUAGAAGAGCAAUCCAAGAAUUUUCAGCUUGCUAAAAAGAUUUAUUUUAUCAGAAUUAAUUGACAAAUCAACGCGAAAAAUGCUCAAGUCUUGAAUUCUCUACAAAAUAACACUUUCUUAACUGAAAAUAGCAGAAAAAGGAACUUACAAUUACUACAAAAUAGUUUCAUAUAUAGUCAAAGCUCUGAGAAAGUUAUGUUUGGCAGGAUAGAUUUCAAUCCUUCUGAGUUCAAUUAUAUUUUGGAUACCUCAUCUAAGCAUUUGAAUGAAUCACUCUUUCAAAUCCUUGAGGGAGGAGAAGAUAGUUGGUACGUCCUACACAACAGUAUACGUGACCUUGCUACUAUUGGAAAGACUGAAAUUGCUGAAGAAAUUAUUCUCCAGAGGUGUCAAAAUUCAAGUCACGAUUUCUCUAAAGUCAAGGACUCGCAUUUGGAGUUAAUCAGAGCUAUAGAACAAUAUGACUAUGGACUUUGGGCAGGUUCUUCACAGUCAUUGUAUAAAUAUGCUCUUGCUUAUAGCAAUAAUAUUGAAACUUAUAAGCCAGAAGAAUUGUUUGUGACCAUCCAGAGAUCGUUCUACCUGCUAAUUACUACAUUCUGAAAGGAGCUUUACAUCCCUGUAAAUGCAGUUAACUAUAUCUCAUGAGAUGUUGAAUAUCCUGAUCAAGAAUCAGACCCCUAUUACCAGAUUAUGUACUUGGCAUUGGAUAUCAACACCCAAGAUAUAACAGAAGCCCAAUUCACCCAAAAUCUGACUCAGAUCCUAAAACUCAUCAACAAGUACUACGAUCUGCUUGCUGAAUCCUUUUCUCCCUUCCUCAAGACCUCAAUUCUCUGCAUUUUCAAUAUGAUUGCCACUAUUGCUGCCAAUCUCAACUCCAUCAAUCCAGCUGUGAGCACCCAAAUUGAGAUAUUUUAUGAGAAGUUGCAGGAAACUGACUACAUCGACACAGAUAAUUUUGAUAAGUUCGCAGAGUACUAUGGAACCAGAGAUGCACUAGUCCAUUUUAGAGCAGAGUUCCUCCCACUAGAUGAUCACGAAAAGAACGAAGCCUUGUAUUAUCACCCAGAAUAUGAGCAUAAUAAUCAAUACUUGGUCUAUUUGACCCUUAAGCAGAAAGAUCAAGACUCUCAACAAGUUAUUCUUAAGGAGUAUCAAAAGUACCAGGAUGAGAAGAUAGUCAAGAUUAUGGCUCAUAAGAGAAUCGCCAAGAGGAUUCAAAGAAUAGCUGCCAACUUUAUACCUGCCAGGAAGAAUUUCAAUGAGUUCAAGUCAUACUUUAAUUUGACUCCUUCAAUGGUAAACUGGAGUCUGAAUUCUAAAAAUGUUAAGACUCUGUUUAAGAUUCUUACAAAUAAGGGUGCUCACCUGAGGGAAAUCUUGAAGACAACAGAGACAACUAUGAACUUGCUCUACAAUAUAUUCAACAGUAACUAUGCAAUCAAUAAUUCCUUUGACACCCACUUCGUCAGUGGUCAUCUGACAAGCAUUAAUGAUCUUUUGGAGUCAACUCUAGAGCAAAUUGACUCAAGAAUUUCUGAGUCUGAGGAAUCCAAAAACGAUGAAUCAUUCAACCCAUUUGUAGAAGUAUCUGCAACCAAUGAGAAAACUGGAUUGGUAGAUCUUGGAACAGAAGAGUUAGUAGACUCUCUCAAUGAAAUCAUGGCUCCUCUUUCAGAGCUCACUCAGUCUGUCUAUUCAGACCUUCAGGACUGGUUGACCAAGAAGCAUUCAAGACCUGUCUUUAUCCUCAAUCUUGAAGCCCAGCAACAAAAUCUUAAGCAGAAGCUUAAGUGGGAGCAGAAGUAUAACUCCAGAGAGAAAUUGCACAAAUUGAAGAAAAUUCUGAAACAAGCCAGACAUAGAAGAUAAACAU